Molecule: messenger RNA, 945 nt
Organism: Cyphellophora europaea CBS 101466
Lineage: Eukaryota; Fungi; Ascomycota; Eurotiomycetes; Chaetothyriales; Cyphellophoraceae
Product: methylthioadenosine phosphorylase
Exons: 1
Coding region: 1-945 (314 amino acids)
Biological process (GO): nucleoside metabolic process
Cellular component (GO): cytosol
Molecular function (GO): S-methyl-5-thioadenosine phosphorylase activity
Source: RefSeq, a predicted model, not a curated record
AUGGCCGACCUAGCCUCCAGCUAUUCGUCACCAGUCCCCAUCGCCGUCAUCGGUGGCACGGGAUUCUACGACCUUCCUGGCUUCAAGGCCGUCGCCUCACUCAACAUCACCACUCCAUGGGGCAACCCUGCCAGCCCCAUCGUCGUCCUCGAGCACGCCACGCCCGAAGGUCACACACUACCCGUAGCCUUCCUCUCCCGCCACGGCCUCAACCAUGAGUUCUCACCCGCCGACGUGCCCAACCGCGCCAACAUCGCCGCCCUCCGCCACAUCGGCGUGCGCUGCAUCGUCAGCUUCUCCGCCGCCGGCAGCCUGCGCGAGGAGAUCCGCCCCCGCGACUUCGUGGUCCCCGACCAAAUUAUCGACCGCACAUGGGGCCGGUCCAACAGCUUCUUCGAGCAAGGGCUCGUCUGCCACGUGCCCAUGGCCGACCCCUACGACGACGGCAUCCGCCAAGCCGUGCUGAAGUGCGCGGGCGUGCUCGAAGGCGGCGUCAAGCUGCACGACAAGGGCACGACGGUCGUGAUCCAGGGCCCCACUUUCUCCACGCGCGCCGAGAGCAAGAUGUACCGCCUGUGGGGCGGCGACGUCAUCAACAUGAGCACCUUUCCCGAGGCGAAGCUGGCGCGCGAGGCCGAGAUCGGGUACGGCCAGAUCAUCAUGAGCACCGACUACGAUUGCUGGAAGGGCGAGGAGGACGUCAGCGUCGAGAUGGUCAUGGGCCACAUGAAGGCCAACUUGGGGAACGCGAAGCAUCUGGUAGGUGCCGUCCUCGAUGAGCUGUCGAAGGAGCAGUAUGGGGAUUUGCGGGCGGGGAAAGCCUGGGAAGGACAGCGCAGGUUCGGCGUCAGCACGAAGAAGGAGGGCAUGGGGAAGCAGGCCCUCGAGAAGCUGGAUUGGCUCUUCCCGGGAUACUUUACGGAUCAUGGGGGUCGUCCCGCGUGA